AUGCAAUCACAAACGACCGCUCCCAUCGACCCGAGUGCGCUUCGUGUCCUCGUCACCGGGUUUGGCCCAUUUGGUCCGAUCACGGUAAACCCCUCCUGGCUCGCCGUCAAGCCUCUGCACAACACGACCGUCCAUACCCUGGGUGCGUUCCCGAAACCCAUCCACAUCACCAGUCUAGAAGUCGCCACCUCCUACGCGACCGUGCUCUCCCUCGUGCACCCCCCCUCUGCACGCACGUCCAUCUCGGGCGGCUAUGACUUCAUCUUACACGUUGGUGUCGCAAAUCCGGGAAACAUGCGCACCGAAUUGUGCGGAAGGAAACACGGAGGGCAGCCCGCCCUGCUCUUCCUACACAUACCGCCGAUUGGCGAGCCGCUCAGCACCGAGGAAGCGACGGAGGCUUUGCGCAGAAUCGUCUCCUGGGUAUGCGGCCAGGAGGACAAGGCCUGA
Molecule: messenger RNA, 450 nt
Organism: Laetiporus sulphureus 93-53
Lineage: Eukaryota; Fungi; Basidiomycota; Agaricomycetes; Polyporales; Laetiporaceae
Product: peptidase C15, pyroglutamyl peptidase I-like protein
Exons: 4
Coding region: 1-450 (149 amino acids)
Biological process (GO): proteolysis
Source: RefSeq, a predicted model, not a curated record